GCAAAACAGUUCUAUUUAAUCAGAUGCCAGGAGAUAGGGCUAUUCUCCUUAUUUUUAAAAAUGAAAACUAUUACUGUACCUUACAGCCUUGAGCAGAGUGAAGUGGGGUCUGGCAGUAUGAGGUGUGGGAGAACUCUGCAUAGCCAAGUGCUUUAAUAAAAUGGGUUAUUGCUGACCUUCUUUUAGCAUUUCAUUGCCACAUGGGUUAAUGGAAGUAUAAUUCCUGUUAGCAGCACAUAUUACUCUGUUAAGCUUAUAGAAUUUUGUUGCUAUGGAUUAUUACAGGAUCCCAGCUGUGCACUCCAUUAACCAAGAACAACAUCCCAAAUGUUCUCAUUUAACCAAAGUUUUCUCAUGGUCUCACACAAAGUGACCUUGGCCGUUGCCCUUUCUGGGUAGCACAGGACUUUGUUUGCCUAUACUAAGCUCACUUACUGCGCAGUUCAGUUUCGAUCAAGUGCACGUGUUCAGUCUGAUCUCCCUGCUUGGAUCUGUCCAGAAAGAAUGUCAUACAUUCAGUAGUUAUCACAUGACAUUUGCUUUCACACAUUUUGUUACAGAUUGUUGACAGCUUAAAGUUGUUACGACCAAAACAUCAGACUUGGUGUACUAAAAGCACAGUAUGAGAUUUACCAAACCACAACCUUCUGAUAUAAGAUUUGUUUUUCUCUUGGGACCCAAUUUAAAAGACAUUGAAUUGUUGAAGAUCUGGGAAGAUUGUCCUAGAUCUUAAGUAUAUGCACUUCUAAUGAUGCAUAGGGAAGCAUCAGCUUCUUGCUUAGUUUUAACUCUGGCACCUUGUGCUGUCCUGCCGUGUGCAGUGGUAGCCAGCACGGAAGUUUGGAGCUGUGCUCUGUCUCCUCUGCCCUGCUGUCUUUAUGGAAAAAGACUGAGCCUGUCUUCCCAGUACCGAAGAGAGCAGUGUGCUACCAGUCUUGUGCGGUAUGGAAGAAGGCUCUGAGUAUAAAACCCAAAUCUUCUCUCCAAAAUCUCCCUUAAGCAGCAGUAGGACAUUCUGCACCGUGGCUCUGACACAGCAGCAGCCACUGUCAGCUUAGUAGCAUUGCAGUGACUAAGCCUGUGCCUUCCUAAGCCUGCUAUCAGGAACCAAAGAACUGGAAGAGUUCCUCUCUGUAAUUUAGAGGGCUUGUGUGCGUCUCAGUUUCCAAACCACACAUACACUCAGAUCCUUUUUAGUGGUCUCCCUGACCUUGAACUGCCUGCACUUGAAAAUGAAUGGCAGAGGUGGACAAGAAAUUGAUUCAAUUCCAAAACUGGGGGAAAAAAAUCAUGAAAAUACCAUGUCAAAGGAUAGCCUUUCUUUGCAUGGAAACGAGCUGGCUGUUUCACUGGAUGCAAAUCCCUCUUAACUCUGAAUUUCCAUAGCAACUGGACUCGGCCUAUUGGCAUCUGCUUUUCUGAGGGAAGUAUAAAGCACCUGCAUCAAGUACUCUGAGAAGCAGGCUGACAAAAAGGUAAGUGUCGUGUUGUCUUACAACAUUCUAAGAUUGUUAUCUAGAUAGACCCGUGUUUCUGCCUUCAGGAAUAGUUUAAUCCAGCAGGAUUGCCAAGAGGCAACACAGAAAAUGGCUGCUUUUCUCCCAGAGGGCUUUGGUCAAUAAGGCAUCACAUUGCCAGCUGUAUAAUGGAUCCAUUUGACUGCCUGCUGCCAAUGUUGCAGCCACAGCAAGGGAAGCACGUCAGAUGUUUCGCAGACCAACAUAACUUUUAGGAGAUGGAGACAACAGCAUGAUAAAUACAGACCUAUGUUUAGCUAGCUCCACGUUGCAGGUAGCAUUCACACCAUUACAGAAAGCGGUGUGAGCUGUAAUUUAACUACAUUUAUGCAGUUCUGUGAUUGCUGUAGCUAAAGAAAGCAGGAAGGGUGAAGUCACAGGGCUGAGAUCCUCUCUGUUCCUCAAACAGAGGCCCAUUUUCCCCAGCAGAGCCCUGUCCGUGUCCGUGCCUUGCAGCUGGGAGCCGCAGACAAGGGGCCCUUAUUGCCUGCCGUUGUGCUGGUGCCCGAAGGGACACAGCUCUUUGUAGAUGACGUUCUUACAGCCCUGUGUCUGCAGCAGGAACGUUUCUGGGUCAGCCCAUCCCCGGGCUCGUGGGGCUGAGUGACGACUUGUGCUCAUUUCUGACAGAAACGAACCACAGCAGCGUGCUUUGCGGCUCUCCGGCCGCCUGUGUCCUCAGGUAGGUUGGUGUCACCAGCGGACUGGCACAGCGCUGCUUUUUGGUCAGCGCCGCAUCCCCGCGCUGGCUCAGCAGCCUGUUUACAUGUCUUUUUCGGCUCACACAAGGACGGAAAGCCCGUGACCACAGACAGCAGUGAGGGCCUGCCCCGUGCCCUGAGGCGACGGGCAGCAGGGCAGCGCAGCCCGCACCUCUUACCGCCGCGCUUCCCUCAGCGCCGCGAGGCGCGCUGGGAACCACCCUGUCCCUCAGGGGCAGGAGGCUGCGGAUUGGAGGAGCCGGCGUCACGUGCCCUCUUUCCGCCUUCUCAUUGGUCCUCGCCUCAAUCCGUUACCUCUGGGCUGAGAGGAGAGGGCGGAGGUGUCCGGCGUUGCUCAGGAAACGGCCGCUCCGGGCAUGGCGGCGGGGCCUGCCCUGCGGGUGAUGCUCGGAAACAGAGCCUUGGGAACAGCCGGCAGAACCGCCUGGGGUUGCGUUGAAAAUGCUGGGAGAGACAAAGCAGCUGACAGCGAGGAGAGAGCUGUACACAGACCCUGCCUUCCCUGCCAGCGACGCCUCCAUAUUCUUUGAUUCCUGCACACCGCUCGCCCAGUUCAGGGGUGAGAUAUCGUGGUUGAGACCUCAGGACAUUUGCUCUACUCCUCGGUUAUUUUCAAACAAUCCACAGGAUGUGCAGGUGAAGCAAGGAAUCCUGGGAGACUGUUGGUUCCUUUGUGCCUGUGUAGCUUUGCAGAAGAGUAAAUACCUGCUGAAUAAGGUGUUCCCUCCAGGGCAGCCCAGCUGGGCAGAUGAGUUGUAUCAAGGCCGUUUCACCUGCCACGUCUGGCAGUUUGGACACUGGGUGGAAGUAACCAUUGAUGAUCGUUUGCCUUGCCUUGGUGGGAAACUCUGUUUCUCCCAGUGUCAAACAGAAGAUUUGUUUUGGCUUCCACUAUUGGAAAAAGCCUAUGCAAAAGUGCAUGGAUCUUACGAGCAGCUGUGGGCAGGACAGGUGGCAGAUGCUUUGGUGGAUCUGACCGGAGGCAUUGCUGAAAGAUGGGCCUUGAAAGACCCUGCAAGAAACACAGGGAAAGAGAAGUCUGGCAUGGUUUUGAAGAAAGAAGUGUUUAGGAGAUUAAUGGUUUUGAAAGAGCAGUGUGUGAUAAGCUGCUCAGUCCUCAAUUCCAGACAAGGUGCAAGUGAGCUAGGAGAAUUUCAUGCUUUUAUAGUGACAGACAUGUUGAAUCUUUCUGAAGUGUCAGGCAAGGAAAUCAUCCUCCUACGAAUACGAAAUCCCUGGGGAAGGCGGUGCUGGAGAGGUCCCUGGUGUGAGGGUGGUGAAGGAUGGAGCCAGCUGGAUCCGAUGGUUGCCUCUGAACUCCUCUCACAGAUCCAAGAGGGAGAAUUCUGGGUUGAUGAAGAGGAAUUUUUCAGAGAAUUUGAUGAGAUUACUGUGGGCUUUCCAGUGAAUGAGGAAGGACAACUGCAGAGCCUCUAUACAGAGAAAGUGCUGUAUCACUCUCGGAAUCUUUUUGGAUCCUGGGUGAGAGGCCAGACUGCAGGUGGCUGCCGAAACAACAGCAGCUUCCCCACCAACCCUAAAUUCUGGCUGAGAGUCUGUGAGAAGAGCGAGGUGUGCAUUGCUCUGCUGCAGAAACACAGAAAAUACGGCGCUGACUGGGCUGGAAGAAUUAAAAAUCUGACUCGCUUAGUAGAUGAAAAUCUGUCUUUGACUGAAGGCAUUCAGGAGAAGAAAUAUCAGGCUGUGGGACUGCAUGUCUGGAAGGUGGAGAAGAAACGAUUUAACCUUCCAAAGACCCUCUCUGCUCCUCCAGUUGUAGGUACCGUCUGCCAUUCCUAUGACAGAGAAGUGCAUGUGUGCUGCGACCUUUCUCCUGGGUACUAUCUUGUUGUUCCCAGCACUUUCCUGAAAGAUGCUGUAGGGCAUUUCUUGCUACGUGUAUUUUCUACAGGAAGAAUCUCUCUCAGUGAGAUAAAACCACCACCCCCAGAUGCUGCUCUCACUGAAGAACUCCCAGUAGGUGAAUGGGAAACGCUGCAGCUGGAAGGAUGCUGGAAAAAUGGGCAAAGUGCUGGAGGCAGCAGGAACUUCCCCUCCUUCCAUAUCAAUCCCUGCUUUCCCCUUUCCAUUCCUGCAGGACCAGGAAAAAGCAGUGUGAAAAUCACCCUCCGUCAGCACUGCCAAGACAGCAAGUGUCGUCCAAUAGGUUUUCAUAUCUUCCAGGUACCUAACAGCAGUUGGAAGCCAAACACUUCCUCUUUUCUGCACUUGGAGCCACUGGUGAGCUGUGUACCUCACUGCUAUUCACAGGAAGUUAGCAGACUGUGCAGGCUUCCUGCUGGAAGUUAUGUAAUUAUCCCAUCUACGUACCUGCCCAACACAGAAGGCAGUUUUACAGUGAUCAUAGCAACCAAAAUAGACAGGAAACGCAUUCACAGCAGAGAGACGCUUGGACAAGUACUGCAAGAAGUUUCAUUUACAACUGUGAUGAAAAUGUGAUCUGGAACCCUCGUGCUGACAUUUUGAGACUCAUGGGAAAGCUGAGGAACACUCAGUUCUUGCUGGUUUUGGUUUGGAACAGGGUAAAGAGAAGAAAUUUAUAGCCCAGUUGUUUUUCCACUGGUAACAACUGUCAGGUCUGCAGCAACUUUUCUGUACAAAUACCUCCUUUAUGGUGUGCACUGUAAGCAUAUGUUCUUCCCACGUGUUUUAGAACCAGCACUGUACAAUGGAUCUUCAUCAUGUACCUCAGUUCCUCACAAAUACAGGUGAAGAAUAUGUGCAUGUUUUCAUUUGAGGUGCAUUUUUAGAAGAAAACCAGGAAAUUCAAGUGCAUACUGGAAUAAUAUUGUGGGGAAAAAAACUCAAUCAGGACACCAAAGGGUGAACACAGCAGAAGUAAACUGGAAUCUUUUUCUCACGUAGGACAUACCUCAAGAACCAUCAGAAUAAACUGGAAUAGAGCAAGUCCAAGCUUAUAUCCUACACUGCCAGUCAUACUGCAGAGCACUUUUCUGUGGGCCCUUGGCUGCACCGUGCGAGUGGUAGGGUGAAAAGAGAUUUUUGUUGUGAGUUUUCCUUUGAUGAAUCCCACAGAAGGUGGAGAUAAGACUUGAAAACUUCUAUGAACUGCCAUGUCAGAGUGCUUUCAUAAAUCUGUGAGAAUGCGUUUUGUGCCAGGUACCCCCUGCCCUCACUGCAAGAAAUCUGAAGGUUGAGAGAUUUUUUUUUUCUUCUUGAUUUCUGUUAGAAAGUAUUUGUAAAUCAAGGAGGAUUUUUUUAGAUGUUAUAUUUUCCUCAAUAAAAUUGGAGUAAUGUUUAAGAGUUUUCAAUGUCUUUUAUUAAAAAGGUAGAAAGUAUCUGCGGAUGUCAAGUCUUCAUUUGUUCUGCAGUAGCAAACCUUACAGCAUGUUAAAGCCCUGGGGUUCUCACCAAGUGGGUGGUGGUCAUUGGAAAUGUUAGAGAGGAGAAUGAAGUUUUCCUUUAGUUUUGUUUCUGUGAAAUAAGUGACUUUCCACUUUUGCUUUUGAUGACAUCCCAGCAUAACUUAUGUUUGUCCCUGUUGAAC
This is a messenger RNA of Lagopus muta (rock ptarmigan), 5768 nucleotides long. It is a transcript of the gene CAPN10, whose product is annotated as calpain 10. The transcript has 13 exons. NCBI's taxonomy places the organism in Eukaryota, Metazoa, Chordata, Aves, Galliformes, Phasianidae. The record is from RefSeq and is a predicted model, not a curated record. Gene Ontology annotation, molecular function: calcium-dependent cysteine-type endopeptidase activity. The coding region runs from base 2681 to 4699 and encodes 672 amino acids. Gene Ontology annotation, cellular component: cytoplasm. Gene Ontology annotation, biological process: proteolysis.